AUUUAUUGAAACACAAUUACAUUUGUUGGAAUCGAGAAUCAUAGCCGUGAGUUCUGAUUGUGAGUGAGUCAGGAUUUUCACGCACGUAGUACGUGUCUUAUUGUCAGUGAUAACAAACGAAUCGUCAUUUGGAUAUAUCGUACUUCGACUGGCUGAAAUCUAGUGGAAAAAAAUGAAGACCGACUCGACGUUUCUGCCUAAUGGUUCGACCAAAGCCAUGAACAUCCUGCUAGUCAACGGAAUUUUCUCCCUGAUUCUGUGCAUGGUAGCUGCUCCAGCUGGCAUGAUGGUGUUCGGCCAGGCGGACCUCGUCAUGGACCAAGGCCAGUCCGGUCGUACGUGCAGAUACACCAGACCGUAUUCGAAGCUGCAGGUUAAUUGCAGUGCGAAAAAUCUUGGGGAAAUUCCAAGCACAGUGAACACCAAAGUCCAGAUAAUGCUGAUGUCCUUCAACCGGCUGAGAGAUCAACUGCCGCCUCAUACUUUCGCCCCGUAUACAAGCCUGGAGAACCUCUACCUCGGUGAAAAUUUUUUGAACGAUAUUAACAACACCAUCGAGGACCUCGGGUACCUUCAAGUCCUCGACAUAUCUUACAACGGUUUUUACGUCCUACCAUCGACCCUCUUCCAGCUUCCAUAUCUCCGUAAGUUGUACCUCACGCACAACUUCAUCGGGGACGGAACAUUCGAGUUGAGGGUAACUUCGCCAAUCCAACAUCUUGCGAUUGCGACGAACAAAUUGACCAAAAUACCGUCGAUCGGACCUCAGCCGUCGUUGACUCACCUAAACUUGUCGAGCAACCAGAUUAACCGGCUAUCGGUCGACGAUAUCGCUCCGUUCUGCAAAUUAAGCACUUUGGACAUCACAAACAAUCCCAUAAACUUAGACGAAUCGAGUUGCGAUUGUCACCAAUUCAUGACGUGGGUGGAAAUACGCAACAUAACACUUGCGUCGAAUAUUGCCUGUAAAAAGGAAACUCUCGAUUCUUGCAGCGCAAAGAGUUUUGCAAAUGAGACAAUGGUGUCGUACAACGAAUGCUUAGAAAUGAUCGAGAUCGCCGAAGCUCAAGCCGUGGCGAAAAGGACCUGGAUAACAGUGGGAAGCUGCAUCCUCGCCGUUUUGGUCUGCGUCAUGAUAGGUCUUUACUGUGUCCAUAAGAGGAACAAGAAGCGGGCAAAAAAGACGAAGAAGGCGCAAAGAUUGGCCACAAAUAAUGCGAACACCGAACUGCUCAAUGGCAAUUUGCCUGAGGCAGUCUAGGAGGCGGUGCUGGAGUGAAAAUGUCCCAGAGUUUCGCUUCAAUGGCGCAUCAAUCACUGGUAAUACGAAACACGCGUGGUCUUGAACGACCAGGCGUGCAGUGAAAAGAGAAACUGUGUGCAUGCGUGAAACUGAGAUGCGAACGCCGUUAUGUGUUUUUUUUUCUUUUGUUUUUGCGAAAUCAUGACUUACAAGAAGACUUAAAGAUGUAUCUCGAGGGUCGUGGUAUUAUACUGAAACUUUGUGAAGUGAAAUACCAUUUUACCCCUGACUAGGAUAAAAUACCUAAACCACUACGUUCUAAGGAAAUUAAAGGAAAAAAAAUGAAUGAAAAUAUUUAAAAAAAAGAACUCAUUUAAAACUUUA
Diprion similis is the source of this 1627-nucleotide messenger RNA. It is a transcript of the gene Lapsyn, whose product is annotated as receptor-like protein kinase. Gene Ontology annotation, molecular function: protein binding. The record is from RefSeq and is a predicted model, not a curated record. The transcript is spliced from 3 exons. Bases 173 to 1261 code for a protein of 362 amino acids. NCBI's taxonomy places the organism in Eukaryota, Metazoa, Arthropoda, Insecta, Hymenoptera, Diprionidae.